AUUGUAGGCAAUCGCCUAGUAAAAUGCUUAUAUUUAGAGUUAGAAAAAGUGCUUCAGAUCAUCAAACGUAAGCAAACAUGUUCAGUAAUAACCGCAAUAUAUUAUUUAAAGGUAUCGUUUUAGCAUUGUGCAUUAUAUCUUGUGUUCAUUUGUUUUUUUUCCCUCUAUUUGAAACAAACACCAAUCCAAACGUUAUAAGGACUUACUUGGAUUUGGAACAAAGCCUGUGUGUAAACGAUAUUCGAAAAAAGAAGCCUUUAAAGCCGGGAAAGUGUCCGGAAAAUGGAAUUAUUACAGUGGAACAAGGUGGUAGACUAGGUAAUCAAAUAUGGGAAUACACGGCAGUUUUUGCUUUAGCUAGAGAAACCGGCUUGGAUCCGUACAUUCCUCGGUGUAUUAAGCUGAAGUUGGACUCAGUGUUUGAUAAAUUAUCUGUGCCAACUUUGGAUGAAAUCGGUCACUGUCUAGUACAAAGGGAUUUUUAUGUCAUGACACCUGAACAGUCUAAUAUCGAUUAUUUUUUAGAAGCAUGGAAUUUUACUAAUCAAAGUGUUAUUUUGCCGAAAUACAUCAUGCAACCUUCAUUAUUAUUAAACUGGGGCCAAGAUAUUAUUCAUGAGUUUAGUAUUAAAAAGAGUCUCGUAGAAAAAAGUCAAAAAAUAUUACAUGCAGCUGUUAAGUACGUAAAAACACCUGUUGGAACUUUUAUAGGAGUUCAUGUAAGAAGAACUGACUACAUUAGCUAUGUCAAAAGAAAAUAUAAUUCAAGUACUGUCGAUAAAAGUUUCUUCCAAUCGGCAAUGCAAUUAUAUGAAAGCAAAUUUUCCAAUCCAAUAUUUAUUUUCGUCAGUGAUGAUUCAAAAUGGUGUUGGGAUAAUUUUAAUUACAAGAAAAAUGCCUAUAUAACUGGAAAACAUCACAGCAGCUCCCCUGGUUUGGACAUGACCAUACUGGCCAACUGCAACCACACAAUCUACGACUAUGGAACAUACGGCAUGUGGGGGGCCAUCCUAGCUGGUGGAAACGCGGUCCAUUACAGCUUCAAAGAAGAAGGUCCUGUUUUCCAAACCACGGCUCUGAAAAAUUAUCGUGGUCGUUAAAUAACGAAAACAAAAAUUUCGAAAGUCUGAUAACUUUUCUAGAAUACAUUUCUUUAUUUUUAUACUAAAUACUUAAAAUAAUUCAUUUUUUAUAUAGUUUUAUUUUUAAAAAGAACUUUAAAUACAAUAGAUUUAUAUGUAGAUAGGAAAAUUUCGUAGCUAUACAGAUAAAAUUAAAUAAUUUCACUUGCUCAAAAGUAUAAAGCAGAUAAUUUAAAUUAUUAUCUCUACUUUUCAAAAAUUUAGCUAAAUCACUAAUAGUCCAGGAACCGAAGCUUUUCACCUCGCAAUUUUUACAGAAUAGAUCGAUUUGCCUCAAAAUUUGAGAAUAAGUAGUGGAUAGUCCAAAGAUCAAAAUCUAUAUGAUGCCGAAAGGCGCUUUUACCAUGGGGGUGGUUGCCACCCCAUCUCGGGGGUGGACAUUUUUUAUUAUAUUUUGACCGCAAAAGUUGAUAAAAACAUUAAUUUUAGCCAAAAAAUAAUUUAUACAUUUUUUUGAUAAAAUUAAUAGUUUUCGAUUUAUUCGCUACCGAAAGUGUUAGUUUUAUAUCGAAAAAAUCAAUAUUUUUCUAUAUUAUACUCAUUUACGAUUCACUCAAUUUUUGGCGUAGAAAAAAUUUUUUCAAACCAAGUUCUUGGGAAUUAAAUGACCUACAAUUUCAUAUUUAAACAUUUUUUCGUAUCUCUGAUGCUAAUCUUUCUAUUCUGAAGAAAAUGGCAUUUUUUACCAAACUACAAAAAUUCGUUAUUUGCUUUUAACUCCAGUUUUUUAAAAACUAAUCAUUCUAAGCCAGUCAAACUUCUGAAAUCUAUUAAUAAUAUGUACAUAAAUAAAGAAGUUUGAAUAAGGCCAAUGACUAAAAACACCGCUAACUUACACUAUUAUGCUUCCAAUUGGAUUUCUUCUUUUUUUUUCAAAAAAAUAUAUUGAUUUUCUAAUCGUAACUUUUUUAUUUUUUAUCCUAGAAAAUUGGGUAAAAAAUAAUUUUGUAGGUUUUUACAAGAUCUAUAAGGCUAUUAAUAUUAAAUCCUUUUAAAAUCCUCAGUCGCAAAAAGAGGUGAUUUUGAAAUGGUUGGAAAAGGGUUUUUUGCAUGUUAUAAGUUUUAAUUGUCAAUAGCUCACUCAAUUUUUGCUGUGGAAAAAAUUUAUGCAAACCAAGUUCUUGGGAAUUAAAUAAGCUACAAUUUUAUAUUUAAAUAUUUUUUCGUAUCUCUGAUGCUAAUCUUUCUAUUCUGAAGAAAAAGGCAUUUUUUACCAAACUACAAAAAUUCGUUAUUCGCUUUUAACUCCAUUUUUUUUAUUUAUUAUUCUAAGACGGUCAAGCCUCUAUAACCUAUUAUUAAUGCAUACAUAAAGAAGACCAAAUAAGAUCAAUUAAUAAUUUUAAUUAGGGUGGUAAGUAGGGGCAAGUUUCCAAUCACUUUUUCGCUGAAAAAAAAAAUAGAGACUGACAUGCUUUUUAUUAUAAGUCAUUUAAUUUUUGAGCUAGAGACUAUUUUUUUUAUUUCUGGAGAUAGAUAUUUUUAAAUACUUUAAAUUAGUUUGAACAAAUUAUCCUCGAAAAUUGCAUAGAUUUCCCGUCUUUUGACUUUGAAACUACAAUAUUUAGCAUUUGACGAAGAAGAGCUAACAUAUAAUAAAGUAUAGCUCGA
Messenger RNA from Diabrotica virgifera virgifera (western corn rootworm), 2753 nucleotides. RefSeq names its product galactoside 2-alpha-L-fucosyltransferase SEC1-like. Gene Ontology annotation, biological process: carbohydrate metabolic process. The record is from RefSeq and is a predicted model, not a curated record. Gene Ontology annotation, molecular function: galactoside 2-alpha-L-fucosyltransferase activity. The coding region runs from base 78 to 1100 and encodes 340 amino acids. Lineage: Eukaryota; Metazoa; Arthropoda; Insecta; Coleoptera; Chrysomelidae. The transcript has a single exon. Gene Ontology annotation, cellular component: membrane.